This is a messenger RNA of Macrosteles quadrilineatus (aster leafhopper), 1319 nucleotides long. It is a transcript of the gene RfC3, whose product is annotated as replication factor C subunit 5. Lineage: Eukaryota; Metazoa; Arthropoda; Insecta; Hemiptera; Cicadellidae. The transcript is spliced from 9 exons. Gene Ontology annotation, cellular component: nucleus; DNA replication factor C complex. Gene Ontology annotation, biological process: DNA-templated DNA replication; DNA repair. The record is from RefSeq and is a predicted model, not a curated record. The coding region runs from base 261 to 1262 and encodes 333 amino acids. Gene Ontology annotation, molecular function: DNA clamp loader activity; ATP hydrolysis activity; DNA binding.
ACAGUAGUAACAUAACAUAACAUAACAGAAACAGAUUUUCAUUUUAUUUUAGAAUUUAUUAAUUUAGUAGCAGAGCCUCUAGAGGGUUAUGUUUAGGAUUUUUUAGGACUACGAGUAAGUAAUAAUUAAUUAAAUAAGUCCAAAGACAAGACAUUUAAAACAAAGACUCGUCUGACAUUUCUUUGCUUCUCCUACUUUUACUUUUAUUUAUUUUAUCUCAAGUUUUUUAGGCCUACUCAGUUUUUAUCUCAAGAUAGGCUAUGUCCAAGAAGGAACAUAAACUAAAUCUACCUUGGGUGGAGAAAUACCGUCCAAACACUCUUGAUGACUUGAUAUCACACGAAGAUAUUAUUCGAACAAUAAAUCAUUUCAUCAAAGAAGAUCAGUUGCCUCAUUUGUUAUUCUAUGGACCUCCAGGGACAGGGAAAACCAGUACCAUUUUGGCUUGUGCCAAACAGUUAUAUUCUCCUAGCCAAUUUAGUUCAAUGGUUUUGGAACUCAAUGCCUCAGACGACCGAGGUAUUGGCAUUGUGCGUGGACAGAUCCUAAACUUUGCAAGUACUAGAACUAUAUUCAAGUCCGGGUUCAAGUUGAUCAUUCUUGAUGAAGCUGAUGCAAUGACAAAUGAUGCCCAGAAUGCUCUUAGAAGAAUUAUUGAGAAGUUUACCGACAACGUAAGAUUUUGCCUGAUCUGUAACUACCUCAGCAAGAUAAUCCCAGCCCUCCAGUCUCGCUGUACAAGGUUUAGGUUUGGGCCUCUGGCUUCCGAGCAGAUCCUACCCAGGCUUGAAUAUGUGAUCAUGCAAGAAAAUGUCAGUGUAACUGAAGAUGGGAAAAAAGCCUUGAUUGAUUUAUCUCAGGGAGACAUGAGAAAGGUACUAAACAUUCUACAGAGUGCUGCAACAGCGUUCCCUAAGGUCAAUGAAGACUCAGUCUACACAUGUGUUGGUCACCCACUCAAGUCCGACAUCACAGAUAUUGUCAAGUGGCUCUUAAACAUGGAUUUUUCAUCCACUUACAAAAAGAUCCAAGACCUUAAAGUAUUAAAAGGUUUGGCUUUGCAAGACAUUUUAACCGAAGUUCACCAUUUCCUACACAGAGUGGAACUGCCUGCUGACGUCCUCUCAGAGUUGUUGGUCAAAUUAGCAGACAUUGAGUACCGCCUUACCUCUGGAACACCAGAAAAUUUGCAACUGAGUGCUUUGGUUGGAGCAUUUCAUCUUGCCCGACAACACCUAGAGAUUCCAGAAGUGGCAGCUUAGAAUCAUCAGCUAAGAUUGUAAUUCUGUUGUGAGAUAAAUAAUUACAAUUACCCUUUA